Chelonus insularis is the source of this 1404-nucleotide messenger RNA. RefSeq lists its product as uncharacterized. The coding region runs from base 192 to 1184 and encodes 330 amino acids. The record is from RefSeq and is a predicted model, not a curated record. The transcript is spliced from 6 exons. Lineage: Eukaryota; Metazoa; Arthropoda; Insecta; Hymenoptera; Braconidae.
CAGACUCGACUUUACGAGGCCUAUCGCAGAUGCACAUUUUCAUCCUGCCAGUCUCUCUUCCUGCUCGCGCGCGAACGGUUCAGUUCUCUUAUCCUCAUAUUAGCAAAUUCAUUUUCGUUCACAUUAUAUUGCACUAAGUCUUUUGAUUAUUCAUUCAACUGUUACUUGGAUUAUAUAUCAUAACAAUCACCAUGAAGGUUCCCGCCAUUAGGCGGACAAUCCUAAUGGUUGUGUCAACAUUGAUUAGUUCUUAUCCUGUUGCUACUGCUGGUUCCCGUAAUUUUACUUUGCAUGGUCCAGGUGCUUUGUUGUUCGAUGGAAUCACCAACGUUGCUACUAGUGCAACCAAUUUCUUUACGGGGGUUGUUCAACGUCAAAAGGAGCUGCUUCAUCAUGUAACUGAUACAGCAACCGAUUACGUCGCCAAUGCGGUGGAGAAGCCAAGGAACCUGCUGAUGAACACAGCGAUUAUGACUACGAAUUACAUCGACAGUGCUGCAUCCAUUGGUCUCGACUUCAAACUUAGACGAGUUCUUGAGAAAUUUCGGACUCGAAUGCCUUACGGGUUUCCUGAGCUUGACAUUCCGGUUCUUGAACCUCUGCAACUACAAGAUAUUUAUAUUGAAACUAAUAAUCCAGAAAUUGGCGAUUUAAAUAUUUACGUUCAUAAUGUGACAAUCAGUGGACUAUCAACAUACAUAAUAAAUCGUGCACGAUUGUCAUUAAUUGGUCCAACAAUAGCAGUGAAUCUUACAAUACCAACAGUCAUUCUAGAUGGUUAUUAUAAUCUUACUGGAAUACUUGGAGAUAUGUUUUAUAUUCAUGGGAAUGGGCCAUUCAGUGCUACUGCUCGAGACUUUGCUAUAUUCUUUGAAACUGUAUUAGGAUAUUCAAGAGGCAUGUAUAUGAAGAGCUUUGAGCUAGAUUUUUCCAUUCAAGGUGUCAAAAUACGCUUGGGGAAUUUUAUGGGUGACAGCAAAUUCGGAUCGAUUAUGAAUGACGUCUUCCAGGAGCUCACCCCUCAGGCUAUAGAGAUCAUUAAGCCCGAAAUAUUGCCACAAAUACAGGAUUUUAUAGCAGCUCGAGCAAACGAUACUAUUUAUCAUCUUACAAUGAGAGAUGUACUAACCUUCCUUAUCGGUGAAAAUGAAAUUCGAAAUCACCCUCAUCUUCUUAUACCCUGAAGAAAAAGUGACACAUGUAUUUUUCGUUUUAUUUUUAUCUCGCAGUUUCAUGCAGGAUUUUUUUUAUAGAUUUGUUUAUUGGCUAUAUCAUCAUUCGGGUGGAGAAAUAGAGACAGUACUGUAGUAGAUUGCUUUUAGUGUAACACAAAGAAAUCCAAUUUAUAGUUGCAAAAAAAAAAUCCUUCAGACUAUCUGUAACAAAAGAAUAAAAUUAUUAAAA